Molecule: messenger RNA, 669 nt
Organism: Protopolystoma xenopodis
Lineage: Eukaryota; Metazoa; Platyhelminthes; Monogenea; Polystomatidea; Polystomatidae
Source: the annotation of a GenBank genome assembly
AUGGCUUCAAGCCUGCCUACCCCGAGAAGAUUUCGCAAAUCAGCUUCCCGAAAUCGAAAAGGUAUGUUUGAUACGUGCAGUCUUCUUGGACUGGUGAAUAAUGGAGCUGCCGAUGAUGACUUUCGAGGCUCAUUGAAAGAGGUGGCCCGGUCCAUCUGGGCCAGAGAAAGCAGAGGAUCAUUCCCGGAGUUCGACAUGCUGGGGCCGAUCCCUGCUGCAUGGCCGGCUGGCACAUGCGGAAGUGAAGCACCGGUCAUUCCGGCGUCUCUGCCGCAGACCACGGUGCCACAGGUGGUGGUAGAGCUUGUCGCUCCGCUAGCAGAAAGUGGCGAUGCCGUAAUCGUCGCAACAAAAGCAUCAGAUGUGGAGGACAGAGUAUUGGUGGUCUCUGGAGCAGACGUCAUUUUGGGGGCAAAAUCUGCUGGAGAUGUAGUGAUGCUCCUGCCAGAGGUCGGGAAAAGUGAUUCUAAGCUACUUGAUGCCUUUUCUACGGCUAAACUGGGGCAUAUAGUCGGCUUUAGAUUGUGUAUUCCAACCUGGGACAUGGUAUUCGUGUCGACUGUAGUGCAAUUCGAGGCGAAAGAAGGUGAUCGGACUUUAAAAUCACUCGUUGUGUCUUCUUCGGGUCUUGAUGAAAGUAAGGACAGUUUUUUGUCGAGCUGUCAUUAA